AUGGCCGCCUCAACAAUGGCUCUCUCCUCCCCUGCCUUCGCCGGAAAGGCCGUCAAGCUUUCCCCGGCGGCAUCAGAAGCCGGUUCACAGAUCUUCAGCGAAGGAGGGCUCGAUUACUUGGGGAACCCAAGCUUGGUUCACGCUCAGAGCAUUCUGGCGAUUUGGGCCACUCAGGUGAUCUUGAUGGGAGCCGUUGAAGGUUACAGAGUCGCCGGAGAUGGGCCGUUGGGAGAGGCCGAGGACUUGCUCUACCCAGGUGGCAGCUUCGACCCAUUGGGCCUAGCUACCGACCCAGAGGCCUUCGCAGAGUUGAAGGUGAAGGAGCUCAAGAACGGGAGAUUGGCUAUGUUCUCUAUGUUUGGAUUCUUCGUUCAAGCCAUCGUCACCGGUAAGGGACCUUUGGAGAAUCUUGCCGACCAUUUGGCCGAUCCAGUCAACAACAACGCUUGGGCCUUCGCCACCAACUUCGUUCCCGGAAAGUGA
Molecule: messenger RNA, 483 nt
Organism: Thlaspi arvense
Lineage: Eukaryota; Viridiplantae; Streptophyta; Magnoliopsida; Brassicales; Brassicaceae
Source: the annotation of a GenBank genome assembly